GUUAAAUAAUUCUUUGAUAAAAGAGCCAAUGGGGAUGAUUGCCACGCCUUUAUUUUAGGGGUUGAAAAUAUCAGUAAGCUCUGUUGCACUGUAGGGGUGUUACAUAACAUCACAAAAUGGGCGUAACCUUUAAUAUGUUCAUCUGGGCAUCAAGUUACUAAACCUCCCAAUGAAUUUUUAUCAGUGACGAGAAAAUAUCUUUUACUUUUUUUCACCCUCAUAUCUGUUCAAGUCACCAAAGUUUACAGUUCAUCCAAAAGACUGCUUGAUCUCCUGACUGUGUUUGUUUAUAAUUCUAAUUUUUUAAAAAUUAUUUAUAUUUUUUUUUCAUUUGUUAAUAAAAAUAUCGUGAGUGCUUAUUAAAAAUAUAUAUUUUUAUUUAUUUAUUUAUUUAUUUAACGACGUUAAAAAAAUUGAAUAAAAGUGAGUUUUUUUGAGAAUGAUGAUGAGCCUUUCUGAUCAAGAGGUACCAGUUACAAGUUCAAAUACAAUGACUGAGGAAAAUUUUUCACGAUUAAGUGAACCAUUACACAGUGGAAUUGGUCAAAAUUAUUGUACAACAUAUUCAACUGAUAAAAAUCAUCAUGGUUCAAAUUUAUAUCCAGCUCCUGAAUUUAGACAAGAGACUUGGCUUCAAGAUGGAAGUAGUUGUGAAACUGAAGACAGUGAGCAAUAUGUUCCAGACUUUCAUCAUUUACCUGGAGUUAAACAAGAAACUACAACAAAUACACAGUGUAAACAAAAUAAUGAAGAUAAUUAUCAUUCACAAUAUUCUGGUAAUCAAGGACAAACUUUUCUUGAUCUUAGUCGUGCAACAACAUCAACAUGUUUUGGUAAAGUUAGUCCAAGAAAUAGUGAAGCGUCGCAAAAUAUUGCAGUUAAAAAAGAGCCGACGGAUAGAGGCUACAUUGAAUCAACUCAAAUUUCAACAAAUAUUUUAAAUUCACCAUCUCAAGAUGCAGAAACUGCAAGAAAUUUGAUAUACCAAAGACAACAUCAGUAUACAAAUAAUUUAUUAAAUACAAGUGAAAGAAGAGAGUCACCAACAUCAAGUAGACCAGCUAGUGCAUCAUCACCAACAUCACAAUGGUCACAAGUACAAUCAACAGUACCAUCAACAAAUACUGAUAAUGAUAAUUUUUUACCACGUUCUGAUACAUGGUCAUCAAGUGAUUAUUCAAAACGUUGUUCAACUCCAACAUGGACUGAGCUUGGUGCACAAACAGAUACAAGAAAUUCUAAUUGGGAACGACAAAAUUCUUGUUAUCAAAAAAAAAAUAAUUCUUCUACGUCUAAUUGGAAUCAAGAUUAUAUGAAACGAUCACCUUCUAGUACCAGUGUUAAUUCAUCUUGGAGUGAAGUUGCUGUUGGAUAUCAGCAACAAAGACGAGGAUCAUUACAACUGUGGCAAUUUUUAGUAGCUCUUCUUGAUGAUCCUGUAAAUGCUUCUUGUAUUGCUUGGACAGGUCGUGGCAUGGAAUUUAAGCUAAUUGAACCUGAAGAGGUGGCAAGAAGAUGGGGUGUACAAAAAAAUCGACCAGCAAUGAAUUAUGAUAAAUUAAGUAGAUCAUUAAGAUAUUAUUAUGAAAAAGGAAUAAUGCAAAAAGUUGCUGGUGAAAGAUAUGUUUAUAAAUUUGUUUGUGAUCCUGAGGCAUUAUUUAAUAUGGCUUAUGGUACUGGUGGUACAGCUACAACAAGUGAUAAUAAUAAUCAGUCUAGUAUUAUGCGAACACAUUCAAUAACAAAUAAAAAUACAACAUCAACAACAUCACCACCAAUAACAACAACAACAAUAACAUCAACAAGUGAUACAAAUGAUUCAAAAUCACCAAGUGGUGGAUAUGGAGAUGCAGUACUUGCAAUGUAUUCAAAUACUGCUGCUGUUUAUGGAUCAUCAAGUUUACAUCAUCUUCAUCAAUAUUUGGGUACAAAUGAUGGUUUUAAAACACCAACAACGCGAUAUCAUUCACAUCAUCCUCAUCAUCAGUACAAUGGUAAUUCAACUCAUCAUCAUCAUCAUUAUCAUCAUUCAACAUCACCAUAUACAGAUCCAUUUAUAAAUUAUGGACGACUAACAAGUCAUGAAUUUCCACUGGACAUUAGAACGCAGGACAUUGUUAAAUCAAGCUACGCCCACGAAGAGACAUCAAUGAGGGAAAAGGAUUUAUCUGUUACAUUUGAGACGGCGCAACGUACACAAUUGACAACUUCAAUAUCAACAAUACAAUCAUCAACAAUACUUGAAGUUCCAGCUUCUAAAAUUGAACAAACAUCUUAUACAUCACUUGGUGUUGAUAGUUGUGUUUGUUAAUUUUUAAAAUUUCAUAAUACAUAUAUUUAAUAAUUAUAUUAUAGUAAAAAAUUAUAUUGUAAAUAAUUAUUAAAUGUUAAAUUUAUGUUCUAGUCAAAUCCACGAGCUGUGCAGAUUAUUAAUCAUAAUAUUACAUAAUAAUUUUAAUGAAAAAAUAUGUAAAUAAAUAAAUAAAUGAAAAAGACUAAAAAUGAA
This is a messenger RNA of Aphidius gifuensis, 2506 nucleotides long. RefSeq names its product DNA-binding protein D-ETS-3-like (gene Ets96B). Bases 440 to 2311 code for a protein of 623 amino acids. NCBI's taxonomy places the organism in Eukaryota, Metazoa, Arthropoda, Insecta, Hymenoptera, Braconidae. The record is from RefSeq and is a predicted model, not a curated record. The transcript has 10 exons. Gene Ontology annotation, molecular function: DNA-binding transcription factor activity, RNA polymerase II-specific; sequence-specific DNA binding. Gene Ontology annotation, cellular component: nucleus. Gene Ontology annotation, biological process: cell differentiation; regulation of transcription by RNA polymerase II.